GUGAGGGAGGGGGAGACGACUGAUUGUGAGCGACUGGGCGAGUCUCACUCUAGACAAAUUCAAAGUACAAGAACAGCUCAGACGAGCUCAUCGGGGAGACUUGGAUGUAGUUAGUCCGCGGAGACACACACACACGCGCGUCACCUGCUUUGGCUUUUUAUUUUAGGGAAUUACGGCUGCACGUUUUUUAGUGUAUUUAUGGUAAUGUGCAAUGCGUGAUGAUUGAGUUCAGUUUGGGCCACUUCUGCAAAGGGAUGACAGGACUUUCUCUCUGGUCUCGGAGUUUAAGUGCAUAUGUGAUAAUUAGUCUUCUCACAUUUGCCUAUUUAAAAUGAUCGCCGAAGGUCGCGUGCCGGUGCGACGCACUCGUUUAAGUCAUGCGCAUCUGUUCUUCUGCAACCGCGACUUGAUUUACAGAUAACUUUCACAUCUCGACUGAGUAAACCGAGACCGCAGUGAUGGUUUCAACUCGCGCGUUCUGACCAGCGGAGUAGUUUUGGUCCACUUAACAGGCGAGACAAACCGGACUAUGACUUGGUCGAAACUUUGGCGCGCGCUCCCGCGGACGACCCAGUGAGAGGCGUCCGAUCACCUUCGACCGAGCGCCGCGGAGGAUGCCGGAAAGCCCGUCGAACAACGGCGGCGCCAGAAUGCUCGCGCCACCGACUUCCAGCGACGACAGGCGGGUGGAGUUCGUGGCUCUCACCGCCGUCCACACGGAGAGGAGCGAACCGUCCAGCCCGGAGCGCGGACACCCGUCGAACCGCACCGGUCUGCUGGGGACCCCGCUGCCCGGGCCGCCGGGCCCCCGGGCCAACACGUCCGCCUCCAACAAGCGCUACCGAAAGUUGCAAAACUGCCUGUACAACGUGCUGGAAAGACCGAGAGGAUGGGCGUUCAUCUACCACGCGUUCAUUUUUCUGCUGGUGUUCAGCUGCUUGGUGUUGUCUGUGUUCUCCACCAUCCCCGACCACCAGAGGUUUGCCAACCAAGGCCUCUUCAUCCUGGAGUUUGUGAUGAUCGUGGUGUUUGGGUUGGAGUACUUCAUCAGGAUCUGGGCAGCUGGCUGUUGCUGCAGAUACCGCGGAUGGCAGGGACGGCUGAGAUUUGCCAGGAAGCCUUUCUGUGUCAUAGACUUCAUAGUGUUCGUGGCUUCGCUGGCGGUGAUAGCGGCCGGGACGCAGGGCAACAUCUUCGCCACGUCGGCCCUGCGCAGCAUGCGCUUCCUGCAGAUCCUGCGGAUGGUUCGUAUGGACCGUCGGGGAGGCACCUGGAAACUACUGGGCUCAGUGGUUUAUGCUCACAGCAAGGAGUUGAUCACCGCCUGGUAUAUCGGUUUCCUGGUCCUGAUCUUUGCCUCCUUUCUGGUGUACCUGGCUGAGAAAGACAUCAACUCAGACUUCAACACCUACGCAGACUCCCUCUGGUGGGGGACCAUUACCCUAACAACCAUCGGCUACGGUGACAAGACGCCUCGUACUUGGCAGGGACGGCUCCUCGCCGCCGGCUUCGCUCUCCUGGGAGUCUCCUUCUUUUGCACCCCCCAGGGAAUUCUGGGGUCAGGCUUUGCCUUGAAGGUUCAGGAGCAGCAUCGACAGAAGCACUUUGAGAAGAGGAGGAUGCCCGCCGCCAACCUGAUACAGGCUGCGUGGCGUCUCUACUCUACGGAUGCCAAACACUCCUAUUUGACAGCUACAUGGUACUUCUACGACAGCAUGUUGCCUUCCUUCAGAGAACUGACGCUACUGUUCAGUCACCUCCAGCGACAGCGUAACACCAAGAAGGUCCUCCCCAGCUCCUACCACACGCUGCUGUCUGGGCUGCGGCCCUACAGCCUCCCCUACCUGUCAGGGGACAGUCAACUCCUUUCUAAAAAACGGGGUUUCUUCCGGAUUCACGCCGGCCGCAAGCAGAGCAGUAAAAUGGGCUUCCGGGAUCGGAUCAGGAUGAACAAUUCCCGAUCCUCCCAAACCAUUAGGAGCAAGGGGUCACCGCUGCCCCCGAGCUCCGGUGUCCGAGGCUCCCCCAGCCAGGAGAACGUCCCCGAGGCCAUCAGCCCGGGGAAGGUCCAGAAGAGCUGGAGCUUCAACGACCGCACGCGCUUUCGCACCUCCCUCCGCCUUAAAACGCGCCCUCCUGUCGAUGUGGAGGGGGUCGGGGAGGACAGUGUAGAAGACAAACCGUAUUGUGAUGUGUCCAUGGAGGAGGUAAUCCCGGCAGUGAAGACACUCAUUCGGGCUGUAAGGAUCCUAAAGUUCCUCGUGGCCAAGAGGAAGUUCAAGGAGACGCUGCGUCCCUACGAUGUGAAGGACGUCAUAGAGCAGUACUCUGCUGGACACCUGGACAUGCUGGGCCGCAUCAAGAGCCUGCAGAUGCGGGUGGAUCAGAUAAUUGGGCGAGGAGCCGUUCAGCCCGAUAAGAAAGCGCGUACUGAAAAGGGAGAGAAAACUCCUCCGGAACUGGACCCACUGGAUGAGCUGAGCAUGAUGGGUCGCGUUGUUAAGGUGGAGAAACAGGUACAGUCCAUAGAGAACAAGUUGGACCUCCUGCUCAGCUUCUACUCCCAGUGCCUCAAGAAAGGCUCGUCCCACUUCACCCUGUCCUCCCUCCUGGACCCCGAGCUGACAUCUGACUACCACAGCCCCACGGACCAAAGAGACCUCUUCCCCUCCGCCAACACCCUCAACAUCUCUGAGAGCGGCAACUUGGAGUGACAUUGAGCUGAGCAGUCUGCAACAAAGACACCAGACCCUCUACAGUACGUCUUGCUGCGGCGGAGUCCACCCUUGAUGGCGUCAAUCACUUCAUAUCUGUCCGGGAUCAUUGAUACUCUUCCAUCUCAAUUCUUUUAGCCUCAAACCGUGUUCCCGAAGUGGACGUGUUCCCAGAGCGGAUGCAAACAGAGGCCACCAGGGGGCUCCACCUGUCAAGGGGCAGCAGCCAAAGCUGCUCCCCGAACACACCUCUCAGCCCACUGGAUGAGGAGGACGGUGAAGACGACUUGACUACUGAACCUCCUUCACCUCUCCUUCGCCAGCUGUAGAUAAUCAGACGUUGAAAGUUUUGUAAAUCUUUGGGGAAAUCUUGCCCCCCUCCGUGCUUUCCCCCUUCGUCAUUUAGUUUUUUUCUUGGCUGCUUGAAUCAAAUGAACGAGUCCGCUGACUCAGUUGUCAUAAACAGUGCGGCAAGUGCCACGCCAGUCAUCCGUCCACCUUGGGGUGACUCUGAUGAAUGUAAUAGGUCCCUCCUGCAAAUUCCCCACCACCAGGCAAACGGUUACGCACCAACCAACGGUUACGCUGCCUAAAAGUGCACGGGAGGCCUGUGCUUAUGUAGGAUGGAGCUUUUCACAAGUCAAAAAUCCCAUGAAAUGUUCUGGAGGUGACUGAACCUCCCCGAUGUGUUUCAGUCAGGUAAAAUAGUGUUUCCACACGCCCACUUUAAACCUCUCUGUCUUGCAGCCCGCUCCCCAGAUAUGCAUGUUACUUUAGACGAAACCUCGCGGCUGCCCAAUUAUGUUUGGUUCCAUUCAUGUCACACCUUUCUGCACUGCUGCCCAUCGCUCGCAUCUGACCCCCGGGUCAGGUUUUCCGUGUCAGCCGGUCCGCCUCUCCCUCGCCAUAGUCCUCACGGUCACCAGGCGGCCUGCCAUCAUGCAGCAGCUCUGGAGAUGACGCAGAAACCUUUUUGGCCACUUUUAAACAACCUGAAAGGUGUCUAGAUCCAACGCAGGAACCCGUCUUAAGAGGUGGUUCCAGCCGCACAGCUUGACUAUAAUCACAGGGUGCAGGUUUGACACCCAAGGGUGUCCCUGACUGUUGUUGCCUGUCCACGUUACUCUCUUCUGUCUUUUCUGGUUCAUCGUUGGGGGUGUUUGAUGCACAGUUAACGCUCUGCGCUUAUGGACAAAACUGGACAGUGCACAAAAGCACACACAUACACACAUUCACAAAGAAAGAAAUUCCUUCACUUAAAUACUUUGGCACUUGAUGAAUAUUUUUGUUUUGUUUUCUCUUUUUGACUUGAUUUGAUUUCUGUAAUUAUGUUAAACACUCCAUAUUUUGUAAACUAUAAUGGCAGAAGUCUGUCUUUUUAAUUAUUUUGGUUUUUAGAGUGAACGUAGGAUUUAUGUUAAUAUAUUUCAGUUAGAUUGUUAAAUACAUGUAGCAUUGUUGUCACGUCGAAUCAUGGAUGACACAACUGUAACUACACACAGCUGAUCAGGUUCAAGCUCACCACUCAUGUAUUUUCCCCGUCAUCAGAUAAUCGAUGCCAGCUUUUUGCAAGUAACAUCAGUUCUUUUUAGAAGUGAUUCAUUUAUAUGUUCCAGUCCGACCAGGUGACUCAGGUGCUCCAUUUUCCAGUGAAUGUACUUACUUGGUUGGUCUCCUUAGAUCUAUUCAUGCAACGGGGAAUCAAAUGGAACGUAAUUCUUUGCAUUUCUUUCAUAGAAGACCUUUUUCCUUUAGCCUGAACUAUAGCAAACUGAAUAGAGGCAUUAUUAGACUGACCAGAGCUGUCACUUUACUGUCACCUGGAAUGUUGAGCUUCAUGAAAAUAUGAGACCACUGUAUUGCAUGUUAGUGGUGGCCCCAGUAUUAGAAGAAAAGAAUAACGUAAGAAUGUCUCUUGUGGAGUCUUGGGUAUAGACAUGAAAGGAAAUGACCUGUGCCUUCGAUGUCCUCGUUCUGUAACACGGUGCGGCUUCCUGUCUCAUACGGAAAUGUCGCCGCUGCUCGGAGGAAGUGUUUCACGGGAGUUUCACACACGAACCGCUGUGCUCCCCCUUUCUCCAAACAUCAAGCUAUCUAAAGAAAGAUCAUCAUUCAUCUGAAUAUGAUGUAAUUGUUGUUGGAAUUAGUUUUUUUACACGAAUGCUGCAACUUCUUGGCAUUGCCUGGGAAUUUGACCGUACGUCCGGCACAUCAUUGCAUCUCUACCGGCACCUCGUGGCAUCGAGGCCCUUACAGUAUUUGUCACAGGAAACUGUGCAGGCAUGCGUCCUUUCAUAAGCAUGUCACAUAGAGAGAGAAGUAUGGCUUCCACACAACUACCUCUGAGGCCACUAGGGGGCGCUAGUCUAGAAAAACCAAGUAUGACAAACAGUAACUGAAUGUCUAACUGACUAAAUGCUAUGCAUGACUCAAUCUGCACGUUGUCUCUGUCACGCUGUUCUUCUUCAUGACGGCCUUCCAUCCAUCAUUCACUGACUUGCUGCCGUUUGACAUUCCAGCUCGUUGCCCUUUAACUGCUCUUAGGUAUUGGAACUGUUGUAAAAUGAAACUGAUCAAAGCAAUAAGAAAAAUGCUAAAGCCAACAAAGUCUUCCGAUUCCAAUCGAUGUAGCUGCUGGUUGAUGAAAUAUGGCGCUUAUGUUAUCUUCUAAUCAAACGGACACCUCGAUUUGAUCUUUCAAAGAGGAACAAAAAUGAGUUUCUACUGAGGAUAAUAUCAGCUCACCUGACUAACUUAUUAAUUUAUUUGUUUCAAUAAAGUUCUUUGGACUGUA
Gasterosteus aculeatus aculeatus (three-spined stickleback) is the source of this 5508-nucleotide messenger RNA. The record is from RefSeq and is a predicted model, not a curated record. Lineage: Eukaryota; Metazoa; Chordata; Actinopteri; Perciformes; Gasterosteidae.